UGCAAAUCGACUGGCGGUGUGCGUAUGUGUCGUGUAUGCCGCUUUUCCUGUAAAAUUGUGCUAUAAAACGUCCCGAAGGUGAAAAAUUUCCCCGUCAUUCAAAACGCCCCUCUAUUGAGGGGGGGCUAGUGUUCUAAGUGUAUGUACGUGAGUGUGUGAGUUUCUAUGUGCGUGUGUGUUAAGAAGCAUUAAAGGGUGAAUCGGAAAACGUGACGUAUCAUCGCACAGCAAACACUCGCACGCGAUGGCCGACAAAGUAACGAAAUUCGAACGGAUGGCCAUGACCAAACCCGUGCCGAUGAAAUUGUUCGCUGCCUGGGAGGUGGACCGGACACCAUCGAACUGCAUUCCAAGAUUAUGCUCGUUAAAAAUUACCCGCCUGUCCCUGCUUACUCCCCUGUCGUCCGAUCUGACGUCACUGUCACUGGCGGUUCGGAUGCAAAGUUCAAAGCGAACGCUCCGUUCACACGAGAUUCCCGUGCCACAAUCGCUGAGCAGCGGAUACAGCAGCAGCACAGGAGGUGGAACAAUCGGCACUGGCGGUACCGGUGGAUCGGGCGGUGGUUCGCUUGCCAGCGUUGGUCAGCUAAAUUCACCGCCACUGCUGGAAACGGAGCUGGAUCUGCACUUUAGCUUACAGUAUCCACAUUUCAUCAAGCGCGACGGUAACCGGUUGCUGAUAUUGCUGCAGCGGCGCAAAAAGUACAAAACGAGAACCAUUCUCGGCUACAAAACGCUGGCCGAGGGUGUCAUCCGGAUGGAUGCCGUGCUGCAGAAGUCGAUGGACAUGACGGUGGAGCUGAAUGGGUCGGGUAAGGCGGGUCGGGCCGGUCUAACGAUAGCAACGCUGCGCGCCACCCAGGUCACAUCGAUUCCCGUCGAUCAGGACAACAAGAACAACAACAGCCUGCUGGUGACGGAUCGCGUGAACGAGUACUCGGACGAGGACGAGGAGCAAGAGUUCAGCUCGGGCGAUGAGAACGACGAAGGGCUGUCGGGGUACGCGGCCAAGCGCAACUAUGCCGGGAAGCGCGACUCGUACAAAAAGUUCGAAUCGGGCGAACAGGACGGUGAACAGGAGGACGGUAAUAUGUUGCCCUCCAACCAGGCCGAUAGCGAUAGUGAUUUUGACAACAUGGGCAAGGAAAAAUCACGGGGGAAAAUGAGUCGGCAACGAAACUUCAAACAACGCAUCAUUUCACUGCUCAAGCGCUUCAAGGUGCCGGAAGAGCUGGAAGGUGAUGUGCGGGAGCGUGGUCCGGCACUGCGCGGCAAACGCGACCUGGACGCACUGUUCCAGGAGCUGGAAUCACUGUCGUGCGGCGAAGGGGACGAUUCCGGGCAGGACAUGGAUAGUCUUUCCAUCGGCUCGACGCCGAAGCCAUCGUUAAGGCCAUUCUUUGAGAACACGGGCAAACCGGUCCUCACACAGCAGCAUUCCUCGAUACAGCUAAGCUCGAUGCAGAAGGGUAGUGGUAACAAAGAUUUUAUGCCAGAAAAGAAACCCAAUUUAGAGAAGCGUGACUCGCUCGCCGAAAAGAAAAGCAAUUCAAUAACAAUUGCCAAUAAUCUUAUUAAUAGUAUGAACGGCAACAGUAUUAAUAACAAUCAGACUAGCAAUUACAGUAACAUCCAAGACCGAUCCGGAGAAUGGAAAAAUGAUAGUUCCGGUAAUGAGGGUGGUGCUGGCAAUACGGACCCAGAAGCACUCAGUUCCGAUCCACAAAACACUGGCAGUCCACCGAAGGAGAAGGAAACGGCAGUUGAGAAGAAGAACCGACUGUUCCGUACCAGCAGCAGCACUCCGAACAGUGCCAAAAAGCAGAAACAAGUGCUCAGCUUCCAGAUGGAUCAGCAGCAGCAGCUACAACAGCAACAGCACCAACAGCAGAAACCUUCGCCGCUCGAAACGUGUCUGUCGCCGACUAAUGUUGAACCGCGGCGGUCAUUGCUCGAACAGCUGCAGCGAACAUUUACCACGGAAGAAUCGCUGCUACCGGAGGUGGUCACGAUCGUAGGUCCGCCGGAAGCCUGCACCGUAUCGCCGACACCGCGCUUAGCUUCGCUCAUAUCGUCCACGUUUCGGCCUACAUUUUUACCCAACAAUACCGCUGAGGUGAAGGCAAUAACGCAGGCGCUUAUGAACAAAAUUCAGAAAUACUGUAAUUCAACAGCAAAACCACCAACAACUGUGAAAGUAGUUCUAGUCGGAGGCGAUUGGUUGCAGGGCGCCGUUUUGCGUCAUUACGUGGAAUUGUUGGGCAUUCGGCCACCCGAUUGGGUGAAUCAUAUCAGAUUUUACAUUGUUCCUUUAGGAUCAUGCGCGGUCGCUCGUUACAUCGGGAUGAUUGAUUCGAGCUACAUGAGCAUGUUCGGUACGGAGAGUUGGCAGCAGAUCUGUGAUCGUACGGCCAACCUUGAAAGCGCACAAUCGAAGAAUGAAUCAGCCGAGUUUAUCAACCGAAUACAGCGAUAUCUAAUAUCGGGCGGACCGUGCACGCAAGUUCCUAUUGCCGAAGCGAUGGUCAACUAUCGCGAUGAAGACUCUUGUCAAAUAUUUGUACCGUUUGUUAGUGACGUUAGAAUUGGCUGUUUAGAAGGGCCCCAGGUGUCUCUUGAUCUCGAUGAAUCGUUAACGUACUUUUCGCAAGGCAGCGCCGACAGAAUGCUGUCGAGUUCGCCACCCCAGAGCGGUCGAACGUCACCGCCAACAUCGCAAACACCGGUCGCGGUUGCACAGCUGCAACAAAAGGAGCAACAGCAGCAACAAGCGUCAUCAUCUUCCACGCAGAUGCAAGAGUCGCUCGAGCUGCAGGUGGAUUAUUGGCCGCUGGCACGGCCAAAUUUCGAUCCGAAAGAGAAACCGCUUGGCAAGGGCCAGGAUCCGUCGGGGAAAAACAGUAUUAAGAGCACUUUCCGACACCUGCAGGUUUGGCGACUACCGCAAGCUCCUAGCUUUGGCGAGUUUACAAAUGGCUUAACACUAAGCUUUGCUACCAAGGAGAAAAAGCAGAAAAUAAUGAGAUUGGGUAAAAAGAAGGAAAAAGAUCGUGAUGCUGAGAAAGAGCAGUGCGUUGAAGGAGUGGCUCGUUUGAUAUGUUCACCGAAACAAUCGCACCCAGUCCCGUUGCGAGUGUACAUCGAUGGUACGGAGUGGACGGGUGUGAAAUUUUUCCAACUAUCUUCCCAGUGGCAAACGCACAUUAAAAACUUCCCCAUAGCGUUGGUCGGUGCCCCGCUGGCUCCGGCCGAAAUGCUAACCUAGUCAGUUUCAUCCUCCGUUUUGACGGAGCUAAUACCCACUCCUACAUCACCAGCAACACCAUCACCGUCGUUUUUAGGCUCCUCACCUUCCGCCCAUCCGACCCGCGCUGGCUUCGUAGCUUUCGGACCGCUGCUACCGACGGGUUGUCAACAGUCAAUCGUCUCCAAACUGCCACCUUUACCACGAUCCGCCGGCUGUGAACCACCAGUGAAUACGUCGUUCCCGUCAUCAACAGCCGGUAGUGCGGGUCAUGGUCACACGAGCGGCAGUACCACGGGUACAUCGCGUCUUUUACGACCACGAAGCUGGGCCGCAGUCAGCCGCUCGCGCGGGGAUUAGGCGUGCUGCGUGCGUACCCAUAUAUCCAGCAGGUUGUGUAUCGCAAUUGUGGAGAUUAUGUAUUUUAUAGUAGUAGCAAAAUGUUUUGUAUUUCCUGCGAUAAGAUUUCGUUCGUGAUUUUCACUUUUGGUAUGAAGGUGCACACGUUCGUUUGCCCCAGUUGCGUCAGUAUUGCAAACGCGCAUCAGUGUAUACCAUAAAUUAUAGUCGGUACUACUUUGCUUUCCACGGUAUCUCAUUCCUGCAUGGAAAUGAGUGCAAAUGUACCAAUGGGAGAGAUAUCUAUUUGUUUUCAAUUUAUUUGAUUUUGUGAUAAGAAUUUUGCGAUUUGAGUGAGAUACAAUACAUUUCACAACAACUACUGCUACUCACACGGCGCAUAUCAUUAUGGUGUUUAGCGUUACAAUGUGUGCGGGAGCUCGCGCACUCCGCUUUACUGUGUGGCGUUUUGUUGGUUAUGCUUCAGCAGGAAGAGCGAGGGAGAUAGAGAAAAAAAACUAGUCUUUAGAAGCACAACCAGCAAAACUAAGAAUGGCUAGCGAUUAAUCGAAGCGUGAAACGUGUCGUCAAAAUUUCUCGCACAACAGAAUGCUUUUCUGACAACGCGUUUGCAUUUACCGUCAGGAAUUGUAUCAUUCUAAAAAGAAAGGAAGAAGCUUUUGAGGUUUUCGUCCUGACAGGAGCGAAUGCAGUGAUGCAAAGACGAUAGGUUUGCUGCAGGUGAGCGGAAUUAGACCCAUUUCAUCAACCAGUCCAUCUUUAAACAUCACACAAGUGUAUUGUAUUAAAGAAGGAUGAAAGGUUUUGUUUAACAUCCAAUUCCAACAUCCAAUACUAGGCACAAGUUGCUUUUAUUAGGCAAUAAAGAAACCUCACAACUGUGCAAGUAGUGGACAGGAGUCACACAUGAUUGGAAUUAUUUAUUUUUAACGAUACGUCUGUAAAAAAGAUAAGGGGUCAACUCACAUCAUCACUGCAAAAACCCCCAAUUCAUAAACAGCUCCCAGUUUAAAGGGAAUAACGUUUGGCCGAAUUUUUAGACAACCAUUUAGAGACUGCUUGACUUUGUCAUAGAGGUUUAGUACGUAGUGGCGUAAUGUAUGGAUGAGGUGUCUAUCUAAAAUUGUAAAAAUUUGUUCAGUAGCAAAAAGGGCGGAGAUGACGAUUGUAGAAAGAGGCGGUACGCGUUUGCUGUUGUUGAACGCAAAAAAGAACCGUAACGACAGGCACAAUUACAACUAAUGUAAUGCCGCUGUGUAAUAUUGCAAUAAUUAAUGAGAAUGCUGGGCGUUUUGGACGCAUUACCGGCACGUAGAUAAAACUAGCGAUUAAACACGAACCAUGUCACAUCCGCUUAGCUUCAGUUUGAGACGGGGCGAUGAAAAUGGGUUUUGUAAGAUAAUAAAUGUGGAGGAAAGUUUUGUUUUAGUUAUUAUUUGCAUCAUAUUUCUCCAUGUGCGAUGUGGAAAUAGGUGAACGGGAAAAGGGUUUCUUUAGCCCCGUAAUGCCAUCAUUAUCGCGUUAGAUAAACUCAAUGUGCUCAUAAAAUCAAACUCUUAAGAACCUAUAGAAACACAAACCCGCAUUCUAUUACGUAAAGUUACAAGUAAAACCAUCGUUGUUAUUCGUAAGCGCCGACGUACACGACACGACACUCACAGCACGGAUGGAAAGGUUGAUCGCUUGAUCCGCAUCAAGGCCAAUUUCCUGAAUGUUGCAAGAUAAAGUAAAUAAUAAUAUCAGAAUUAAAUGAAAUACAGUUUAACCGUGAAACCGUGAACGUCUAUUUAUUCUGUGUAGCAGCAGUAGUAGCAGCAGCUCGUAAGUGCUCGUGUGCAAACUUCAUUGUGCAUUCAGUAAAUGUCGUAGUUUAGAAAACAAAAGCAACAGUAAUUGAGAACAGUCAUUUUACGCAGUGAAAAGGUGCAAGAAGUUGUAAAAUAUUUUAUACGAUAUUACGUGAAAUUGCAGAAGUAGUAGAGAGAGAGAGAGAGCGUGGGAAAAAAGCAGAGAAAGGUAGAAAGAUUGGACAGAGGAGUAAGUAUUGUUGUACGUAUAAAAAAGUAAGACAAAAGCGCAACGACAUAAGAAAACAUACGAAACCAAGACGUACAUACAACGGACGGUGCAGGAUAUUUGUCGUAAUGAUAAUAAUCGAAGCAUUUAGAGCAAACACGAAAGAAUUGAAAUUGAUGCUCGUGAUAUUGACGUUACCCGCGAAAAUUCUUGCGGCGAGGUAAAAUGUUUCUAACUCCCGGGACAAGGCGAAGCUGCACUAACGAUGGAAAAGUAGGGUAAUGGUAGAAAAGUGCUAGCACCCUUCCCGAGGCUUCUUACUACCAACAUUGCGCAUAAACACAACCCACUCUCCCCCCACAAAACUGCACUGACACAUAUCCCUUGAAUGAAAGGACAUACACGCCACGCGCACGCUGCCCAACGCAGUGUGAAGCGGUGGUGCGCAUAGAUAAACCCAAGACAAACGAACGAAGCGUUUGUCCGUUACUUAUGGCUGUGGAAAAAACUAAUGCGGGAGUUUACUAAGGGAGAGAUAAUGCGUGUGAAAGAAAAAGAAAACACAAUCCAAACCACAAACAAUGUACUACAUCAAAUCAUUAAAUUGCCAUUUCAUAGCAAAGGAAACAUAAACAGGCUCUAGACAGUGUAAUUUAGCUAAACAGCGGCAUAUGGGCUGUAAGCAGUGUAGGCGAAGGUUGCAACACAAAUACUGCUGCUUUCUUAUUAGCUCUCAUCUUUCUAUCAUGUGUAGAUCAUGCAGUAGAUUAUGCCAACGUUAGUGCAAGGUACGAUGCAUGUAAUACGCAUCCUUUUCGGGGUUUUAUUUUUAUGGCAAACGCACAUACGCGCACGCAUCCCUCCACGUAGAGAUUUAGGUUUUUGCUGUUCCAACCUGACCUGUCCAGUGAGUUUUCUACGCCCCUCACUAGGUAGUGUGCUAUGGCAAUUGUUCGUGACUGUCAUCAACACUUUGUUGUGCAGCUUUUCUGGCUGUUCGGUGUGAUAACACACUAAUGCUACACGGUUGUCUCCUAUACAUAUACCUAUCAUCUUUUUUGAUCGGGUGCGGCUUAGAAUGAUCGUUAUUUGAUGUGUAAAGUCGUAUUAGACGCUUACUACCGACUUAGGUUUACUAUUCUGUAGGCUUUGCUCCGUUGAAAUGUGUAACUGGUUAACGUCAUGCUUACUCCAUUGCCAGAAUUUCGUCCCUCGUAGCAGUGUGUAUUUACGUGGCCGAUAGCAUUAAUGUUAAAGGCUUCGAGAGCAGGCGCCAUGUUGUGGAGCAAUACGUAGCACAAUUCAUUCAAUUCGAUUCGGAUUUUUUGCACAUUCACACUAGAACUACCCCCUUAACAAUAGGUUGGAUAGUUUGUAAACAGUUUCGAAAACACUAGACUAUGUUUUAUUGUUUUACUGGAGCUCGUACAAUAAAAGUCCUGCAUAAUAAAGCAGUGUUUAAACACACAAAUAUUAAUGUGAUUACGUGGAAGUCCGGUAGUUCUAGUGUUAAUUAGUCUUUUUCUUGUCCUUCCUUUGUGAAUUAGACGAAACCGACAAAAAAGCUUUUGAUUUUAUAGUUUUCCUUUUAUUUUCAUCCGUGCAGUAUGUUUUAUAUAAUAAAAACAACACAAAAUACCAUUUUCUAAUCAGAUACACUCCUCGUAUAAGUCGUAAAGGAUGUGUGCGCUUUGUUACUUCCCUGGUAAAUAUACUCUACACACAGUUUCUGCCUCCUUUCUCGUUCUCUCCUCGGUGGGACAGAUGUCCACCGUGUUGCUCGCGAGUGUUAUUAGUUUAUCCCUGAAUGCAUCACACAGCACACACGAACACACUUAUCUAUAUAUUGGCAUGGCAUUGAAUCAAUAUGUAAACCCCAUCAUACUCGAAUGGCAAGCAUCAUAUACACGUAAUAAAGCAACCGACAAGCAUACAUAUUAAUCAUACAUACCCAUUAUUAUGCCGCAAACAUUACUCAAAUCAUAACCGCCCUCCACCCCCGCCACCCUCCUCAUUACCGUGAAUGGAAACAGGAGAAAAAAAAACAAUAAGCGCAAUAAA
Messenger RNA from Anopheles moucheti, 7681 nucleotides. RefSeq names its product phosphofurin acidic cluster sorting protein 2 (gene KrT95D). The transcript is spliced from 12 exons. The record is from RefSeq and is a predicted model, not a curated record. Gene Ontology annotation, biological process: protein localization to plasma membrane. Lineage: Eukaryota; Metazoa; Arthropoda; Insecta; Diptera; Culicidae. The coding region runs from base 245 to 3265 and encodes 1006 amino acids.